Messenger RNA from Mercurialis annua (annual mercury), 2380 nucleotides. RefSeq names its product receptor-like cytosolic serine/threonine-protein kinase RBK2. Gene Ontology annotation, molecular function: protein kinase activity; ATP binding. Gene Ontology annotation, biological process: protein phosphorylation. Lineage: Eukaryota; Viridiplantae; Streptophyta; Magnoliopsida; Malpighiales; Euphorbiaceae. The record is from RefSeq and is a predicted model, not a curated record. The coding region runs from base 446 to 1687 and encodes 413 amino acids. The transcript has 8 exons.
CAAGAGAAUUCAAAGUGUCCGUACAAAUGGAAGGUCACAGAGACACAGAGAGACACUGACUCAACAUUGUCACCUUUUCCUUUUUUAGCUUUCUUGAUUCUCUUUUCAGCCUCUGCAUAAUUUUUAGUCAAAACAUAAAAAAAUCUGAAAAAAACACUAAAAAACACCAAGAAAAUUUAAUGCUCUCAUUUUUCUGUUUCAAAAGCUCUUCUUUUUAGUUUCUUUUAUGUUUCACAAUUGAUUUCUUGCUAUUUUUUUUGGCUAUGGGGACUGUUCCUGAUGGAGACCAUCUUCAAACUUCUGAUGAAAAUACUGCUACAUGGUAUGAUAUGAGUGUGUUCUUCUUCAUCUUCUCUUAUUUGGGGAAGAAGCAAAGGAUUAUUGUCUAUUAUCAGAGAGAAAUCAACUGGCUGAAGCUCCUUCAAAGCCUAGAAGAUUUAUCAAGAUGCUUUCCUUCUCUAAAUCCUCCAAUGACUUGAGACAUUCGGUGACGGUUAAGGAGAUACCAGACGGAUCGUCUCCGACCGGAGUUUUAGAUGCUUGCUUUCAUGAACUUGAAUCUAUCAAAGAUUCACCAGAGAUCAACAAUAAAGAAUCAGAAGUUGAAGGGUCAAAUUUGAGAGAAAAUUCUAAUUGGAGCAGAUUCUUUAAAGUUUGGAAAAGAAAAUCAAUCAAACGUUUAACCUCUUUUCCUCCUCUUCCUGUGAUAAAUGUAGUGGCAACAAAAAGCAGAAGCACAACUGAUAAUCCAGAGCUCAGAGAUUUAUUUAAGUACAAGUCUACAUUGGAGAAUUUCUCACUAGCUGAGCUCGAAACCGCAUCCGACAACUUCAGCCCUGAGAAUAUUAUUGGAAAAGGCGGUUUCGCUGAGGUUUACAAAGGCUGCCUGCAAAAUGGAAAGCUAGUAGCAAUCAAGAGGCUUAGUAAAGGAACUGCUGAUGAAAAGACAGCAAUUUUUCUAUCUGAGCUUGGCAUUAUGGCCCAUGUUGACCAUACUAAUACUGCUAAAUUGCUCGGGUCCAGCGUCGAUGGGGGGAUGCAUCUUGUUUUCGAGCUGUCUAGAUUAGGGAGUUUAGGAUCUGUUCUUCAUGGCUCUAAAGGAGUUGAACUUGAUUGGAGCAAAAGAUAUAAAAUCGCUCUAGGGAUAGCAGACGGAUUGCUGUAUCUUCACGAAACUUGUUGUAAACGAAUCAUCCAUAGAGAUAUCAAGGCUGAUAAUAUUCUUCUUACUGAAGAUUUUGUGCCUCAGAUUUGUGAUUUUGGGCUGGCUAAGUGGCUACCAGGACAAUGGACUCACCGGAACGUAUCAAAAUUCGAAGGAACGUUCGGCUACUUUGCUCCUGAAUACUUCAUGCAUGGUGUAGUAGAUGAGAAGACUGAUAUCUAUGCACUUGGGGUUCUUCUUUUGGAGCUCAUAACCGGUCGUCCGGCUUUGGAUCAUUUACAACAGAGCCUUGUGAUAUGGGCAAAGCCAUUGCUUGAUAACAAUGACAUUAAAGAACUUGCUGAUCCGUCCCUGGGCGAAAAUUACGACGUAGAAGAAAUGGAACGCGUGGUUUUAACUGCUUCUCUGUGCAUCGAGCAAUCUCCUAUUCUACGUCCUCGAAUGAAUCAGGAAAGUAUCGGUCCUUUAUACUGCAUAGAGUUUUCGCUUAAGGUGCAUUGCACCGAAAUUUGUCAGUCUUAGGUUUUGUCAUUUCAUUACGAAACCCUUCAGAAAUUCUAAAACUUUUAUAUUUCUCAACCGGUGGCCACACACCAGUUCGGUUUUUAAGACACUGAUUGUGACAUUUUUUAUGUUGUUUUGCAGGUUGUGAUACUGCUACGAGGCGAUGAAUAUGUAAGAAAGCGAGCGAAAGAAAAUCAGAGAAAAACUUUGCAAAGAACAUACUCAGAAGAGCUUUUUGAUGCCCAAGAAUACAAUUCAACCAAGUAUUUGAAUGAUCUUAAACGACACAAAGAGGUUGCCUUGGGUUGUUGACCAUGAAACCAUAUAUUUUUGCCAUUUUUAGUUAGUUUCCCUUAGUUUUUAGCAGUUUGAAGGAUGUUUGAAACUCCUAUGAAACAUGAUUUCAUUUCAUAUAUGUUUUUCAUGGAAUUUGAAAGAAACUGUAUGGAUUUCAAUUUCCAUGCAAAACAUAUUAAAAUUGAGAUUAUUUUCAUAGGUAAAACAAACGUUCUUUGUCAGACUUGAAAUGUUGUAUGGAGCAUUUUACAUUUCAGUUUUUUAACCUAAAGUUUCAGCAAAAAAUCUUCUUAUCUACUCCCAGGCAUAAUCAUAGUCUGAUUUGAGACUUAUAUGUAUUAUCUAAAUCUGUCCCAUAAAAUAAAUUUAUGCGGAUUUCAAUUUUAAAAAAUAAAUGUCUAUUUGUUUUUUUGA